UCCAAAGAGAUGCCAAAAACCGCGCCGUAAGAGGAAAAUAUGAUUAUUGAAUGUAACCGUUAACUACAAAAAGUAUAACGGUACCGUAGUAAUUAUAAAUAAUACUUGUGCUCUUUUCAUGUAAAAUUCUGGAAUUUGCGUGCAGCAACAGUUUGUUAGUGACAGGUUGCGCAUGAGCCCACCUGCCGGAGAAACUGUGACGACGGUGGAUCAAUAUGAAUCUCCUGAACCUGACAAUAUAGUGGACGAUAUCCUUUGAUAGAGACCUGCAAUAUUAUGCCUAUUCUUCGACAGCGAGGUAACGCCUAAACGUCUCCGUAGACUCAUUGUAGUGCAAUAAACAACUUUCUCUUAAAAAAAAAAAGCUCACUAUAAUGAAUGACGAGAAUUAUGCGCAAUCGGAGGUGGAAAGGGAAAAGCUCCCUCCAAUAUGCCAUACGUCACCAACUAUGGAUUUGGGGCGUGGUGCGAAACAGCCCUUUCCCUCCCUCAGCACGUUCAUCUCCUCCCUUAACCAGCGGAGGGAGACGGGAGGACGGUUCAGCAUGGCCACAAACCAGUGUCUACCAGGUGGACGACAUGGGAGGGAGCUACCUCCUAUUUGCAGUGAUGUGAGGCAGAAACAGAGGAUCUCCAUCGACACACUUCCCCCCGAGGUGAAGGCCCCGUUCCCCUCUGAACCUGUCAUCCCCCUCCGCACUAAGACCAUCAAAGAGUUCCAGGAAGACAUGGAGCGAGCCACAACCUCAGGGGACUGGAGGGAUGUGAGGGAUUUCUACCUUACCACCUUUGACUCCUUUCUAGAGAUCAAUGCUGCCUUCAAGAGAGAAGCUAAUGCCCCAUUUAACACAAUCGAGGAUUCUGGAGUCAACUCAACAUUUUUGAAUGCUGUUUAUGAUGCUUUACUCUGCACACCCCAAGACAUCCAGAAAUCAGUGUUGAAGGGAAUCAUUAACAGCCUAUUAAGAGAAUGGAAAGGUCCCAGAACGAAAGAUGACCUGAGGGCAUACUUCAUCUUAGUUCAGAACCCUCAGUAUUCCAGCACCAGUACCUAUGUGAUCUAUGCCCACCUACUGAGACAGAUAGCUGCCCUGUCCGAGGCUGACCACCAUUUCCUAGUGCACUGGUUUAAAAAACUGUCUCCAAGGCGUUUCAGGCAGCUGGUGGAGCGUUUUCUUCACUUCAUCUCCACUCGUCUGUUACCUGCUCCUCCUGAUGAACUGCCCCCUCUGACCAGGUGCUCCUGGUGGAUCCCUGCUGCCACCAAGGUCCUCGCCCUCUUCAAUGCAGCUAACAGCAUAUCCACGCCUCCUAUCAUGUCCUUCACGGACUUCUACAACAUCACCUUGGACCACAUCGACAUCAUGGAGCAGUACCGCACCUGGCAGAGCCACGGCAACUCCAACAAGUUCUCUUUCUGCCAGUUCCCAUUUAUCCUGUCAACGGUGGUGAAGAAAGCCAUCAUCCAGAGAGACUCAGAACAGCAGAUGAUAAGCAUGGCCAGACAAAGCCUGGUGAACAAGGUCUCUCGCAGGCAGAGAGUGGACAUGAACCUGUUGUUCCUCAACAUCAAGGUACGACGGGCCCAGCUACUCAGCGACUCAUUGGAUGAGCUGAGCAGGAAGAGAGCAGACCUGAAGAAAAAGCUCAAGGUCACUUUCGUAGGAGAGGCGGGGCUCGACAUGGGCGGCCUCACCAAGGAGUGGUUCCUGCUGCUGGUUCGACAGAUUUUCCACACUGACUAUGGCAUGUUCACCUACUUGAAGGAUUCCGGUUGUCAUUGGUUCAGCAGCUGGAAAUGUGACAACUACUCAGAGUUUCAAUUGGUCGGGACUCUCAUGGGUCUCGCUGUGUACAACAGCAUUGCUCUGGACAUCCACUUCCCUCCUUACUGUUACAAGAAGCUCUUGACUCCACCCAUUGUGCCAUGUGACCAGAAUACUCCCAUCGGCAUGACAACCGCCACCCUGGGCGACCUGCAGCAGGUCAUGCCGGAUCUAGCUCAUGGGCUUGGAGAGCUGCUCUGCUAUGAGGGCAAUGUGGAAGAAGACUUCUAUCUGACCUUCCAGGUUUUCCAAGAGGAGCUCGGGGUGGUCAGGUCCUAUAACCUGAAACCUGGAGGUGACAAGAUUCCAGUCAACAAACAGAACAGAAAGGAGUAUGUUCAGCUGUACACUGGUUUCCUGCUUAAUAAGUCAAUUUACAAGCAGUUUGCAGCCUUCUAUCGUGGCUUCCACAGUGUGUGUGCGUCAGACGCUCUGAUGCUGCUGAGGCCAGAGGAGGUGGAGAUGCUAGUGUGUGGGAGUCCAGAGCUGGACAUGAGCGCCCUACAGAGAGCAGCUCAGUACGAGGGCUACAGCAAAGCUGACCUCACAGUACGCUGUUUUUGGGACGUGGUGCUGGCUUUCCCCUUGGAGUUGCAGAAGAAGCUGCUCCACUUCGCCACAGGAAGUGACCGUGUCCCCGUGGGAGGGUUGGCCGACCUCAACUUCAAGAUCGCCAAGAUCGACGUGUCCACUGACUGGUUACCCAUAUCUCACACCUGCUUCAACCAGAUCUGCCUCCCACCUUAUAAAAGCAGGAAGGAACUGAAGCAGAAGUUAACCAUCGCCAUCUCAAACGCAGAGGGCUUUGGCUUAGAGUGACUCAGUCUACAGCUAUGAGAUUCACAGUAAGACGAGAGUAGGUGAUUCCUUUCCAAAUGUACUUUAGAAUUACAUUCCUUCAAAAAUAGAAUUUGAUAUAGACUACAUGACCAAAAGUAUGUGGACACCUACUCAUCGAACAACUCAUUCCAAA
Molecule: messenger RNA, 2799 nt
Organism: Salvelinus namaycush (lake trout)
Lineage: Eukaryota; Metazoa; Chordata; Actinopteri; Salmoniformes; Salmonidae
Product: probable E3 ubiquitin-protein ligase HECTD2
Exons: 21
Coding region: 375-2645 (756 amino acids)
Molecular function (GO): ubiquitin-protein transferase activity
Source: RefSeq, a predicted model, not a curated record